Molecule: messenger RNA, 981 nt
Organism: Sphaerulina musiva SO2202
Lineage: Eukaryota; Fungi; Ascomycota; Dothideomycetes; Mycosphaerellales; Mycosphaerellaceae
Exons: 2
Coding region: 1-981 (326 amino acids)
Source: RefSeq, a predicted model, not a curated record
AUGACUCUCUCGCCCAAAACACUCUCAGGCGCCGGGUAUAUUAUCCUGAACGGCAUACGCGCUAUGAAUAUCAUCGCCUUUCUUGCUGUCAUCACCGCCAGCGUUGUGAUGCUGGUCAAGACGAACACAGACACCCACCUGUUCUUCUUCGACGCGCUUAGCCAUGUCAUCACGCUCAUCUCAAGCUUAUUCCUCAUCACCUCUGAGCUUCCGAUCUUCAAGGGCUACUUCGCCCGCAACUGGCCACUCCUCAGUCCUUCACGUGGCUUCGUGACCCUUGCAGUCGCCAUGAUCGUGAUUGGCAUCCAAGUCAUGGGCAACCUCAAUAAGUCUGCUGGAAGUCAGCAGGCGCUUGGCAUGCCUUUUUGGCGGAUUGUAAUUGCUUCUGGCAUUCUUGUCUUCACCCUCGGAUGGAUCAAUCUGCUGGCUAGCUACAUCUUCCGUGACACAAAGCAAAGCAUCACAGCACGCAUGGUGCGCUCUCAUGGUGCCGUCGCGAUUCACAAGACACCUAAAUCUAUCUCGACCGACUCGUGCGGCUCUCGCACACCACCAGCACCUGUCCUUGCGCAGUCAUACAUCCCAAACCCGAUCACACCAUCGCCAACCAAGACCACUCCCCACCGAUUCAAUUUCCUGAAUCCAGAUCGUCGCGAGUCGGGUUUGCCGUCGUAUCGCACCGCCGCUGCGGCAGCAUCUCCGUCGGUGUGUCACACCACCGGUGAUGCGCCGCGCUCGCCAGAAAGCAAGUACUCUCGUGCUACAGUCUGCACCAAAAAGAAGGUCUUUGGCAUGUUCGGCAGGCAGAGUCGACAGAGCCUUGCGCCGCCGCUCCCCAUCAACAUCGAGCACCGUGAGAUGGAGAUCAGCAGCCCGAUGGGUGUGAAUCCACAGUUUGCACAUCUUGUGCAGAGACCGGAUAGUGCCAUGCACCCUUCCAGAUCGACUGGCGAAAGUGAGGCCUUCCGGUGGCGAAUUUGA